AUGGGCUUCACCACUGGCUUCACCGGAGGCGUCACCCUCACCCUCGGCCUCGCCUACCUGACCGUCGUCACACACCAGCGCAACCGGGAACAGCAAGCCGCCCUCCUGCGGCAGCAGACCAUCCUACUCCGGGGUGCCAUCGACCCGCAGCCGCCUGUGCUGCCCCCGACGCGCACCGAGGUCGCGGCCAUCGAGCGCGCCAACUUUGUCGAGUCCGCCAAGGACCGGUGGAACGCCGAGAUCGAGGGCGCCGUGCGCUGGGCCCAGACCAAGGACUGGGACGAGGUGCGCGAGGGCGUCGAGACGGCCCUCGGCCGCCUGUGGAACCGCGCCACGGGCGGGCAAAACGUCGGGGAGGUCAUCGAUGCCAGGGCACAGCAGGCCGCCGGGAUCGUGAGGAACGACGCCGCGGGCGUCGCGGCAGCCGCGAAGAGCGCAUACGCCGACGCAAAGGCCAAGACAGAGGACAAGGCCGAUGCUGCCAAGGGCUCCAUCUUCAGCGCCAUCGGCAAGAGUGUGCAGCGCGCCAAGCAGGCUGUCGUCGGCGCGGAACAAAAGGUCGAGCAGGAGCUCAGCAGCUCGUCGCCACUGUCAUCAAGCGCGACCGCGCCCGAUGCCGUGGAGAAGGCGCUCAGGCAGCGGUUCGAGAAGCCUAGUGGCGAAGAGGUCACCAAGACUGUCGAGGAGGCGCUUGCGGAGCGGUACAGGCCGGUCGACCAGCGGGACAACACCAAGCUGAGGGCGUUAUGA
This is a messenger RNA of Microdochium trichocladiopsis, 750 nucleotides long. RefSeq lists its product as uncharacterized. The record is from RefSeq and is a predicted model, not a curated record. The transcript has 2 exons. Gene Ontology annotation, cellular component: MICOS complex; mitochondrial crista junction. Gene Ontology annotation, biological process: cristae formation. Lineage: Eukaryota; Fungi; Ascomycota; Sordariomycetes; Xylariales; Microdochiaceae. The coding region runs from base 1 to 750 and encodes 249 amino acids.